UACUAAAAUCAACUUGUUUUUAUAAACUGAUAUUGUUUGAACCUUGGUGCAAUCGACCUAGCGAGAAGCUACCUUUUACCUGGGGCAACUGGAAAAGAGAUCAAUACUUUGUCUAAAUAUGUUCCUGGUGUUGUAUACACUAGCCGCAGAUCGUCACUGCAGUCCGACUGAAUAGGAACGAGCUUUUACUGCUAGCAACAUGGCAUCCAUUGUUUUACUGAGUCUGUUCUUUGUGUUACAAGCACAACUGACAGGUGGUCUAGUUCACAUGUCAGCUAACCCCAGCGUGAUUGAUCUCGGUCUGACGUCACUGACCGUCAGGUGUGACCUAAACCAGGUCGACCAGCACAACAUGUCCGCCAUCUUGUCCAUCAUCGUAUCCCGCGCUGCCAACAGUUCCAGCACCUACACAGAACUGGCCUCAGUGGUCGCGUUUGCAGGUCAACCUGUCCGUGUUCUGUCGUCUGAAGGUCUGACAGCCAACGGCUCCAUAGACAUUGGUUCUAAUUCUUUUCUGGAGCUACAGUGGGAGCACCCCACAGAGAAGCAGAAUGGACACUAUAUGUGCGCCUGCCAGGGACUGGAUAUUAUCGGACAUAAUGUUAACGUCAUGGCUGGAACUGACGUCACAAGCAGACGUCCAGGCAGUGACCAGCUCCUGGAGAAGAUACGAGAGCUGGAUGUUGACUUGAAGCUGGCCAAACAAGAUAUUACAGAUUUAAACAGUCUGGUGACGGUUCUCAUUCACAACAUGUCACAUUCUGAAUCCAUCAGCAUGGCAGCACAGGCAAACAUUCAACUGCUGCAGCACUACAACAGUGCAAUGGAAGAAGACAGGAAGAGUUGGCUUUUUAGUUAUAGUGUCCAUGACAGAAACACAACCUAUUCUUUAACUAGACAACCCUACAUGACCGUGGCAACCGCUGAGUUUUUGUGUCAACGUUAUGGAGGUUACCUGGUUGAAAUAGACGACGCUAGAGAGUAUCACGUGGUGCAGGGUCUAUUAAACUACACUGAUUACGUAUCAUACUACAUCUACACGGGGAUUUACAAGGAACGCCCUGAAGGAACAUUUAAAUUUAGACGUAGUCAGAAACCGGCACAGUUUUUUAAUUGGUAUCCUGAUCAGCCAACUGACCGUCCUUUUGAGAACUGCGUUUUCUUGUUGCCUGAACACAAUUCCACCAUGUAUCUUUCAAGGUGCAAUACUAAUAACGUUCAAGCUGUUUGUGAAUUCCCAGACUCCUCAAAUUAGAAUAACGAAAGAAGAGUGUCAUAGGCGUA
Physella acuta is the source of this 1284-nucleotide messenger RNA. RefSeq lists its product as uncharacterized. NCBI's taxonomy places the organism in Eukaryota, Metazoa, Mollusca, Gastropoda, Physidae. The record is from RefSeq and is a predicted model, not a curated record.